AUGGCUUCAACAGCAUGGUUCACCAUCACCCCACCUUCCUUCUAUUCCAAACCCACCACCCUAAACAGACCUUUUUUCACUAUUAGAUGCAACGCCCACAACCCUCCUAAAACCCAACAAGACCCACUUGCUGUCUACUCAUCAGUCAAAGCUUUCGCUCCGGCGACGGUGGCCAAUUUAGGUCCCGGUUUCGAUUUCCUAGGCUGUGCUGUUGAUGGUAUCGGCGACACGGUGUCUGUCAAGGUGGAUCCUGAUGUUCAUCCCGGCGAGAUUUUUAUCUCUGAUAUUUCAGGGCAAAGUCCUAAUAUCCACAAGCUCAGCAAAAACCCUCUCUGGAACUGUGCCGGUAUCGCUGCAAUUGAGGCAAUGAAAAUGCUCGGCAUUCGAUCUGUCGGUCUUUCCCUUUCCCUCGAGAAAGGUUUACCUUUGGGGAGUGGUUUGGGAUCCAGUGCGGCUAGCGCAGCUGCAGCUGCCGUUGCGGUUAACGAGAUUUUCGGGAAGAGAUUGAGUGUGGAUGACCUUGUUUUGGCGUGUUUGAAAUCAGAGGAAAAGGUAUCUGGUUAUCAUGCUGAUAAUGUCGCGCCCUCAAUCAUGGGCGGGUUUGUUCUCAUUAGCAAUUACGAGCCGUUGGAGUUGGUGAGAUUGAAGUUUCCGCCGGAAAAAGAGCUCUAUUUUGUAUUGGUCACACCUGAAUUCGAAGCACCGACUAAGAAGAUGAGAGCUGCACUUCCUUUGGAGAUAGGGAUGCCGCAUCAUGUGUGGAAUUGUAGCCAGGCAGGUGCUCUCGUGGCUGGAGUGUUACAGGGAGAUUUGUUCAUGUUGGGGAAGGCGUUAUCGUCGGAUAAGAUCGUUGAACCCAAGCGUGCGCCGUUGAUUCCUGGAAUGGAUGCUGUUAAGAAGGCUGCUAUCGAGGCGGGAGCUUAUGGAUGCACUAUCAGUGGUGCUGGACCUACUGCCGUUGCUGUCACGGACAACGAGGAAAAGGGACGCCUCAUCGGGGAACAGAUGGUUCGGGCUUUUCAAAAGGAUGGCAACUUGAAAGCUUCUGCGAAUGUCAAGCAGCUUGAUCGCCUCGGUGCUAGACUUCUUAGUGGCAUUCGUGCAAAUUGA
This is a messenger RNA of Vicia faba (fava bean), 1110 nucleotides long. The record is from the annotation of a GenBank genome assembly. NCBI's taxonomy places the organism in Eukaryota, Viridiplantae, Streptophyta, Magnoliopsida, Fabales, Fabaceae.